This is a messenger RNA of Parnassius apollo (apollo), 1005 nucleotides long. NCBI's taxonomy places the organism in Eukaryota, Metazoa, Arthropoda, Insecta, Lepidoptera, Papilionidae. The record is from the annotation of a GenBank genome assembly.
AUGAAGACUUUUGUGUGUUUGUUAGCGUUAGCAGUAGCUACUUGCAAGGCCGGAUUCGAAUCAAACGGUUACUCAAGCGGUGGAGGUGGAGAUUAUAACAGCUUUGGAAAUUCUGGAGGUGGUCAUGAUGGCUUCGUACCUAUAAGUGGGGGACAGGAUUUCUCAGGAGGUCAUGGCGGAAAUGAUGUUACCCUAGCUCUGAAUCAAGGCUCUGGACAUGACUUUACUGGAAGUCAUGGUGGCGGACAGGGAUACGAUCUAGGUGGCCAAGGAGGUGGUUCUUACGGUGGUCACAUUGGAGGUGAUUCAUAUCUUCAGGCAGCUAAUGACUUAGGAGGUCACGGCGUAGGGUCGUCAGACCUAGGUGGUUAUGGAGGUGGAUUUAGCGGUAGUGAAGGUGGACACAGUGGUCAUGGUGGCGAAUUUGUUUCUCAAGGAAGUAGUGGAGAUUUUGGGGGCCACGGCAGCUUUCUAGGUAGCUCUGGCGGUCAUGAAGGAAACUUCGGCGGCUACGGUGGACAAUCUGGGGGUCAUGGAGGAGACCAGCUUCAAUCUUUUGUACUUCAAGACGGUGGCCAUGAAUACGGCGAUCAAGGUGGUCACGGUUUUGGGGGGUCUGGUUUUGACAGCCACGGUUAUGGGGAAGCGAUACCAGUUGGACAGCACGUUGAUGAAGAGCACCCCGUAGAGGUGCCUUCUUACAAACAUGUUACCGUCCCUAUUCACAAGACUAUACACGUCAACGUGCCUAAGCCGAUUCUUGUUGGUGUACCCCAGCCUUAUCCUGUUAAAGUACCGGUACACAAGCCUGUUGCUGUUCCUGUAGAGACCGAAAUAUCGAUUCCUCUUGAAAAAGUAGUACCUUACCCUGUCGUCAAGCAUAUACCUUACCCUGUAGAGAAGCGUGUUCCAUAUAAAGUAGAGAAGACUGUUACCGUUCAUGUACCUCAUCCUUACCCUGUCAAGAUUCCCGUCUACAAGACGAUUCAUCAUAAAGGUCACUAA